UAAUUUACUUUUCGCAUCCCUUCACUUGCAUAACUCUGUUAAUAACAACAUGCUUCAGGUAUUGAAGAGUUUACGUUUGACCCAGCCUACGCGCUUUGCCUCUGCUCUAAGCAGCACAGUAACAAAUACAUCUUCGAUCACCGCUGAUGCUUCUUCUGCUGUCAAUUCAGGCGAACCCGAUAAGCUCUACAGCAAAUUGGAAAUUGAGCUGCGAGGAAUUGAUCCAGCUGUUCUGAAAAGUUAUACCUGGUUCGCCACAACCGCGGCGGAGCAUUUGGGCAUUGAAUUGGGCAAAUGUUGGAGCCCCCGCAAGGCACACCAUGAACGAAUGACUCUACUGAAGUCCGUGCACAUUUAUAAGAAGCAUCGCGUUCAAUAUGAGAUACGAACUCAUUUUCGUUAUAUGAACUUCCACAAGCUAACGGGAUCGACACUGGACACUUUUCUAGAGUACAUCGAGCGCAAUUUGCCCGAGGGUGUGGCGCUACAAGCAGCCAAGACGGAACUACAACAGCUGCCUGCUCAUUUGCAACAGCCGCCAGAACAAGUUUAGCAUAAGCAUACAUAUUUACUGAACUUAGUUGUAAGUGUUGCAUAUACAUAUUACGUACAUAUUUAACUCUUACGUUUUUGAUAACAGUCAUUGAAGCGAUUAACCGAACAGAAGCGUAGAGAUUAUUGUUCAAUGGUUAAACACAAAUAAAAAGUCGUGUUAAUCAAAAAUU
Molecule: messenger RNA, 725 nt
Organism: Drosophila navojoa
Lineage: Eukaryota; Metazoa; Arthropoda; Insecta; Diptera; Drosophilidae
Gene: mRpS10
Product: mitochondrial ribosomal protein S10
Cellular component (GO): mitochondrial small ribosomal subunit; mitochondrion
Source: RefSeq, a predicted model, not a curated record